Messenger RNA from Westerdykella ornata, 3832 nucleotides. RefSeq lists its product as uncharacterized. The transcript is spliced from 2 exons. Gene Ontology annotation, molecular function: phosphatidylinositol binding. Gene Ontology annotation, cellular component: intracellular membrane-bounded organelle. Lineage: Eukaryota; Fungi; Ascomycota; Dothideomycetes; Pleosporales; Sporormiaceae. The record is from RefSeq and is a predicted model, not a curated record. The coding region runs from base 117 to 3356 and encodes 1079 amino acids.
CGGAUGCUUUGCUGAAGCUACAUGCGUGUAUUUCUAACGUUUUCAAUGUCAUGCCCUCUUGAAGUUUGUUCCAAGAUUUUCACCUCGAUGUGCGCGUGGACGCCUCCGGCCUCAAUAUGAGCGAGCCUAUUCAGACGUGCCCGAGCGCCCCAGAUGAACCUCCCCCUGACACCCCGCCGGCAUCAACCUCGAAAGUGGCCCGAGAAGAUUCGAAAGAUGAGCAGGAAAAUCCCUUUGCGCCGACCCUAGACUUGAAAUCGCUCACGGACCGCACGUUGCGCUUCUUGGCGACCGCAAGCAAUGAAACACUCGGCGCCUGUCUCGUAGGGCUCGGAGCGGGAACGUAUAUUGUACUGGGAAGAGUUGGACUGAUACUGAUUGGAGUUGUGGGUGGUGUGGUGCUACAUGCGACUUGGGAGGGUAGUCUAGCUGUCAAAGAUGGGGAAAGGGUACCAAAAGAGCUGAGGGUAGAUGUUGCACGCAGACUGCUGGAUUGGAGGGGGAGGGAUACUUCCGAGAAGAAGGCAGUGGACAACGAGGACGUACAAGUAGAUCUGAAGCUUCUCACUGGAAGGGAGCUGGAUUACUCGGACUUUCGACCAGAGACUGCCGCUGCAUUAACGGACCUUACCGACGCCGUUAUCAGAGACUACGUCAAAUGGUGGUAUUCACCCAUUCUACCCUCCGAACCCACCUUCCCCGCAGAAUGUCGCCAAACUCUGACCGCAUUCAUGAUUUCCGUAUCUUCUCAUCUUUCACGAAAACGACCUGCUGAUAGUUUCGUCGACUUCGUUACGCGCUCUUCGUCCUUUAUGAUCAUAAUCUUCCAAGAACUGUCUGUCGCCCUGGCCGCGUCUCCGAGCGCAUCGGUCGCUGAAGCCGUGGACGGUUAUCUCGAAAUGAAUCCAGAGUGCACAUUGGGGAAUAUCCUGGACAACAAGUACCAACAGAAACAGUUUGACAUGGCCGCCGAUGAUAUACUGCAGAGCUACUUGGACCCAAAGACAUACAACUGCAAGCCGGCACAAGUAUUCCUCCGGCAAAUACUAGCGAAGGUUGUCUUGGAGAAAAUCGUCGUGAGCUGCUCAAAGCCGGAGUGGAUCAACAGCUGGAUUGUAUACCUACUCGAAGAAGGCGAGCCGGAGCUCAUGCAUGCGAUUGAUGCUGGGGUUGAAGAGUCCUCUGGCCAGUUGCAGAACGUGAAAAGUGCUGUUGAUAAGGAGGAAAAGCUGGCAGAGGAAGCAGCGACUUCGGAGCAAAUUCGGCGUAAUCGUGCUGUCAGCAAAGCGCAAGAAGCUAUGGAUGAAGCUAUGCGGGAGGCACAGCGUCUGAGCCAGAUGAUUGCUGAUGAGGAAGCAAGAAAAUUGAAAGAGCAGGAGUGUGCUUUGACUGCCAGCCUGCAUGAUGAUAAAUCCGAGAGUACGACACAGGGGGUUGUUACGCCGACUUCAUCACAGAGCGAGACAUUGGGCUACUCCGAUGCCGCGGACCUGGGCAUAUCGAAUGUACCGGCUCAAACUCCCUCACAGAUUAAUGCGUCAUCACCGACCAAGGCAGAGGACUCGCCAAAACAGGAGGCCAAACGCGCCUUUACAAGUUUCGACCAGAUCGUGCCGAACCAGCCUCCCACAGCACUGAUGGCCAACCCACCUCCACCAUUGACUCUUCACAAUUGCAAAAUCUCAAUUUUUGAUGAUUCCGUACCAGGAGAGAAGGGCAAUAUCAAGAGCAAACCAACGGCAGAAUACUUGAUUCAGAUUGAGCCCGCUUCGAAUCACUAUUCCGGAUGGAUGACGGUGCGCAAGUAUACCGACCUUGAAACGUUGCACGAAGUCCUGCGAAGGAUAGCAAACAUUACAGGUACCUUUGGCUUCACGGAGGCACACUCGACGCUUCCCGUCUGGAAAGGUCAUACCAAGUCUUCUUUGCGAGGGGAACUGGAGCGGUAUCUCAACGAUGCUGUGAAGUAUAAGCCUCUUGCGGAAAGCGAGGGUAUGAAACGGUUCUUAGAGAAAGAGUCACAAGUCAGCAAGUCGCCUGGGAAGGGAUUUCCUGGUAUUGGUUGGCCGGGGCAGACCUUCGAGACUAUGGGAAAGGGCAUGAUUGAUGUAUUGACGAAAGCGCCUAAAGAGGUGGCAGGAGGAGGCAAAGCGCUCCUUGGCGGUGUGACGGGUGUGCUUAACAGCGUUGCGACGCCGCUUGGAGGUGCAAGGAGGAAUAGAGAGUCGGUUCCCACCGAUAUAGGAACCGUGAACCGCGCAACAACAGCGCCGAGUCCAUCCGCGCAACAGCCCAUACAAAAUCGCCACGGUCGUGCGGAGAGCACGGUGUCCGAACUGCCCACCCAUAUCAGAACCGAAAGUAUUAUGUCAUCUUUCAGUCGCCGCACUAGCACCGAUUCCCUUCGUGUACCCAACUCACCCAUCAUUGACCAACAGCCCCAACGUGAGGCUCCAAUGGAGCGCCGACCAAGCUUGAAUCCGGAUGGGGAUGGGAAGCGCUCUAAUCGUUCUUCUGUCUACGGUUCACGAAACAAUAGCCGUGCUCCCUCUGUUCGCGCAAGUAUGGAUCUCUCGCCCGUCAUGGGCGGAGAUCAAUUACUGAAUCUACCGCCUAUGCCGUCGGAUAUUCCAGAUGAUUAUGUCGGAAACGAGCCGCAACCUGCGCUCAAGAUGUCGUCAUCUACGACUUCGCUGCUUUUCCAGAAUGCCAGCGAUAUUCCGCCUCCACUUCCCCGGCGAACAUCAGCAACGAGUCUGACAUCACCUUCGUCCCUCAACAGAUCCCAUCCUCAACCUUCAAGAACUUUCCCAACGCACUCCAGUCACAAAUCCGCUCCAAAACAACGCAAACCGCAUGCGCCUCUCACCACUCAGGAGACCACUGUGCUUAUCGAGCUUUUCUUUGCCCUCACACAAGAACUCUACACUCUUUCCUCCGCAUGGCAAAUACGGCUUACCCUCCUCUCAGCCGCAAAGUCCUUCCUCCUCCGUCCUGGAAACCCACAACUCGCUUCUAUCCAGCAGCUCUUGCAAUCAACUGUCCUUGACGCAAAUACUUCCGAUAGCGCGAUUGCUUCCUAUAUCCAAAAAGUCCGACAGAACGCACUGCCGACGGAGGAUGAACUCAAGGCGUGGCCGGCCGAGAUGGACGAGGCUGAGAAGACGAAGCUGAGAGAGAAAGCGAGGAGGUUGCUUGUGGAGAGGGGAAUGCCCAUGGCACUGACGAGCGUCAUGGGGCAGGCGGCGAGUGGCGAGGCUCUCGGAAGGGUGUUUGAUGCGUUGCAGGUGGAGAAGGUGGCGAGAGGGUUUAUGUUUGGGCUUGUGGUGCAGGGGUUGAGAGGGCUUACGCAGUAAGCUAACGAUGAUGGUAGAUCCAAAGGGCUUGAAAUGAUGAUGAUCGGCAUGGGAGUGCUGUUUUGUUCUGGUCAUAGGUUACGGAUUGGUGUGGCAUGGCACAUAUGGGCAUGGAUUGCUAUGGGGGUUCACCGCGAUGAAUCUCUUGUUAGAGGAUGACUUAACUUUGCCAGCGCUGUAUGUUGCUUUGGUCUUCUGUGGCUCCUGCGGUGCGGUGCCGCAUGUAUAACUAAUGUAUUAUAUCUGAAUUUUUUGAUAAUGACUGGCCUUGCCAGUGGCCAGUUACUUGAUAGUCGACUAGGAGGAGUUAAGAGAAGCAGAUGGAUUAAGACUAACAGUUUAACUGUCGGAAUAUUGAUCAAAACUCUUAACGCAAAGAGAGAGGGCAGCCCGUGUUUUCUUGAGCGCGUAGAGUACCCUAGAUAAGCUUUAGGAUUUUGAGAUACUACUACGGUACUUUUACAUAUCUUUUGUCC